UUUCCAUCCAUCAUCGCAUCAUCACUGCCAUCAACAUCACGGUAGGCAAGCAAGCAGCAGAGGAAGCCACCGGGCUUGUGACGCGAAUCGCCUCUUCAAUUGCACGUCGCCCGCAACACCACACACCCUGUGGAACGACCAGCUCAUACCCACGAGCUCCACCGUUCCCUCCUGUUGCUCCGUCGCUCGCCCCGUCCCGCUGACGGCUUCUCCUCCCUGCUACACCGCCUCAACCAUUACUUCAACCACUACCGCCGGCCUUUCGCGAUGAGAGCAAGUGGCCGUGCAAAGGAAUAUGUACGCCGGCUUAUACACAGGGGAGGGUUGGAGGGGACGACAAUUGGAACGCGAAAUUCAAGGCUGUCUUUCGUCGCACCUCCGGCGGCCUAGGCUGCCUUCGGAGAGCCUGUCCCGUGCUUUAAAUAAAGUGGUUUACGGAGCGGACCACCGCACCACCACUCGCCAACCUGAGCUGCAGCGCCAAGGACAUAAGCGGCAAAACUUCUUAGCUGACUCGGCUGAAAUUUGGACCGCGAUGGUCAUCGUUAUCUGCUGUUGCUUAUGGGGUGACGGUGCUCUGCCGUGUCUGCCUUGGUGCCUGCCCUGGUGCCUGGAAGUACAUCCUUGUUCGCAUCACUUUACCCAUGUUCAAAUGCAUGGGUCAACCGCUCCUGCUCGUUCUGACCUGACUACUGAGAACCUUUCUUUCCUGCACUACAGUCUAGAAACCUCACUUACUAUUUUAUUAACUAGCAAUUCCGACUUCGAAACCUCACACAUCUAAUUUAGGCGUCGCCUGAGCCCCUUGAGUCGACAAAGAGCUUCGGCGGUGUGAUCUCCUGUGGCUAUGUCUGUAGAUCUAUUUUAAGAUAUCGCAUCUGUGGACAAAUUAAAAAGGCCUUCUGCUUACAC
Molecule: messenger RNA, 912 nt
Organism: Aplosporella prunicola CBS 121167
Lineage: Eukaryota; Fungi; Ascomycota; Dothideomycetes; Botryosphaeriales; Aplosporellaceae
Exons: 3
Coding region: 296-784 (162 amino acids)
Source: RefSeq, a predicted model, not a curated record